This is a messenger RNA of Suillus bovinus, 225 nucleotides long. RefSeq lists its product as uncharacterized. The annotation marks the transcript as partial. The record is from RefSeq and is a predicted model, not a curated record. Lineage: Eukaryota; Fungi; Basidiomycota; Agaricomycetes; Boletales; Suillaceae. The transcript is spliced from 2 exons.
CUAGAUUACUUCCUCAUAGAUGCUUCGGAGUGCAAGACUUCAGCUAUGAGUUACUAUCAAAAACUACGAUGUUUCACCAACAAUGCUUUCCCUCAUAAAAUAUCUGAUCGCUACUGUGAACUUAUGCGGGUGUCCCAUAUAUGGAGGGAUUUGAUGAAUAGAAAAUGGUUUGGCUUUGGACAUGAGACAGACAGACAUCCUGCACCAGGGGAUCUAGCUCUUUAG